ACAAAACUGGGCUGCACAGUGAGAAAACUUAGUUCGGUAGGGUUAGUUAGGAAAAAAAUUCACCGUCGCUUCAUUGGCGAAGUUUACCCCGUUUAUUUUUGCAUUUCGAAGCGGUACGGGAGCAAGGCGUGGACGGAUUGAAGGGAACAAAAGUGGCCCGAUUUUGUGCCACGGUGAUGCGGAGUCCGCUCGCCCACAGGAACAAUCAAGGGGCGCCAGUUCGCGCCGCCGGAUGAUAAGCAGCCGUCAGUGACCAAGAGCGGACACUGCCGCCAGGAGCAUCGGCAGUGGCAACAGCAGCCUAGCAACGGACUAACGGUCAGCAAUGGGAAACCCAAGCUUGACCUACGAGAUUCUGCUGUACCUUAACUCGUUCUACUUCGGAAUGUUCGCUGCCUGCGAGCUCGGUAUGCUCACGCUGAAGGCGGUCAAUUUGAAGUACCCCGACCACAUUCUGUUACGCGAAGCCUGCAUUCUGGUGGCACUAUGUUUGGUGGAAACGAUCCGUAUCAUCCUCGGCCGAAGGGGCAGUCUCAGUGACCACGGUUGGCAAGUGAUUCUGUCCGUGUUUCUGACCAUCCCCUGUGGCAUGGGCGUAGGGUACCUACUCUUUUACCAGCUGCAUCGGUUACGCCUGGAGUACAUCCUAUGUGCCUUAAUGUUAUCACUACAGGCAGCGGAACUGUUCUUCGCGAUACUGUUCGUAUUCACGCUCUGCCGGCCGCCUUCCUACGAUUGAUUGCAAUAUCCAAGCGACGAUGCGAAACUGCCACAGGACAACGUUUCAGAGCAAUUUCAAGCGAUGUUCUCUUCACCAUACUCUAAGCUUCUGGGAAAUCCGUUUUUAGGACCCCUACGUUGUUGGUCUUUUGAACAGGUCAUCCCGUUCAUACGGAUUUACCCAAACAGAUGGGAUCUAGCGAAGCGAAGCCAUCAACACAAUGUUCCAACCACGCGUGACCAUAAGCUUGCUCAAAACUGGCCAAAAAUGUGUGCCAUCGUAAGGCUGGUAGUGUCUAGUAGAUGCCAUAUAGUUUAUUGUACACGAUAGUGAAGCAUUCGGACAGACAGCAGUUUUUUACUCUGCCUCGUACCGGACCAAGUAGCCAACCUUAGUGCCGCCGCGGGCAAACAGGGGCAAGAAUCAAAUGGUGUAGAGAGACAAAGAGAGUAGGAGAACAACCAUUUCAAGCAACAGUUACUAUAAGUUAUCUCAGCGCGCAAAUUUACUACCAAAGCCCGAUACUUGCUUCACACCGUGUUGUUUUAUUCAGUUCACGAAUCUCACGCACCGGUUUUCUUAGAGUGGUCACUUCAAUCAUGUUUCAAUUCACUCCAUCGCACAAACUUACCUUUAACAAUCGAAUACCAAAGGGCUUAGUUUCACGUCUAGUCAUGCGAAGCGAUACCAAAAACCUUCAAUCGAAGGAUUUUAUAUAAGUUGUUCUUACCUUUCAACUAAGCGUCCAACUUACACUUUCUCGUUCUCUUGUCGUAUAUAUUCUUAGGUAGGAACACGCAUCGCGGUUUCAACACCUUCUCGAACCAAUCAAAAUCCGCAUCUAGCUAGUAGGGAACAGAUAGUGAAGGGAAAAUCAACGGGUUUCGAAAACCUAGCCAUUGGUGGCCGAUUCUUAGAGCAAUUUGCUAAAAUCCUAGUCCUAGAAAAACUAUGGCGCGUGUCAAAUAUCAGGUACCGCUGGCCAGGAGGCGUCGGCCAGCGGACAAAAUUGAACAAGCAACCACUGCAAUAUAGUAAAUUUAAAGUGCAUCGUAAAAUUUUGAUCAAUAUUUACUAAACAGUAGAGUUCAGGAAGGUACAUGAAAGUUAUAUCAAUCUAUACUCCAUAUACCGAUCGGUAGCGAACCUCUAGCGCAAGUACGAAUCUGCAUGUUUCGAAGUUGUUUAUAACAACGCCGGCAAGGUUUGUAUGUGCCAGGUUGGAUUGCUUUUUGUUUCUUUUCACGUUAAACCAUCAUCAGCAGCAUGUCGAUACGAACUUUACUGCGCACUUUGAGAGCAAAGUGAGUAAAUAGCCGACGCGUAAUGCUACGCCGAAAUCAAUCCGUGUAUGAUACCUGUAAACAUACUCGUAUUUGUAUUUCCAAGUGAAACAACUGAAAUAUAACCUCCCAAU
This is a messenger RNA of Anopheles cruzii, 2138 nucleotides long. Its product is annotated as transmembrane protein 216-like. The record is from RefSeq and is a predicted model, not a curated record. Gene Ontology annotation, cellular component: ciliary transition zone. Lineage: Eukaryota; Metazoa; Arthropoda; Insecta; Diptera; Culicidae. Bases 326 to 739 code for a protein of 137 amino acids. The transcript is spliced from 2 exons. Gene Ontology annotation, biological process: non-motile cilium assembly.